Manihot esculenta (cassava) is the source of this 1091-nucleotide messenger RNA. Its product is annotated as structure-specific endonuclease subunit slx1. The transcript is spliced from 3 exons. The record is from RefSeq and is a predicted model, not a curated record. Gene Ontology annotation, cellular component: Slx1-Slx4 complex. Lineage: Eukaryota; Viridiplantae; Streptophyta; Magnoliopsida; Malpighiales; Euphorbiaceae. Gene Ontology annotation, biological process: double-strand break repair via homologous recombination. Gene Ontology annotation, molecular function: 5'-flap endonuclease activity; crossover junction DNA endonuclease activity. The coding region runs from base 287 to 817 and encodes 176 amino acids.
GCCCACUGCAUCGUCUGCAUGAAAGCCGUCUCUGCCUAUUGUAUGCUCAUAUCCUGCCACGCUCCCAUUUUACAAAUUACAAGGACUAAUUUGUAGUUUUCCUAACAGAAAAUAGACGGAAUCCAUCGCCCAGAAACUGGAGAAAGAAACAGGAACUCUCGGCCAAAAAACUGAACAGAAUUUCAAAGGAUAUAGCGAGCUGCAGCCUUUCUUUCUAUGUUCUCCUUAAUUUCUUCAUUUUUUCUUUGUCAAAUAAACUAAAUAUUUACAAAUUCUCUCUCAAAUCAUGAGGCUGCUCUCAAAGACAUUCCGAUCCGUAAAGCCUCUGAGCUCGAACAAAUCAAAACCAUCACCCCCUGAUCAAUCAUCACCACCAUCAUCAUUGCCCAUAUCGAGAAUAUCACAAGCGAAACCGAGCUCAAAGUCAAGGACAAGAUCUUGGUGUGUGUAUCUUAUCCUUUCCACCAACGCUCCCAUCAAAACCUAUGUUGGUGUCACCAACAAUUUCUCUCGCCGUUUAAAACAACAUAAUGGUGAACUUAAAGGUGGUGCAAAAGCAUCUCGUGCAGGAAGGCCAUGGAUUGGUGCAUGCAUAAUUCGAGGUUUUGAUGAUCAAAGUGAAGCUUGUGAGUUUGAAUCAAAAUGGAAAAGUUUGUCAAGAAAAAUGCCUCGAAAAGGAAAGAGCGAUAACACGAUGAAGCAGAGUGUUGAUACGUCGCAUGCACUAUUGCAACACAGGCAGGCAGCUCUAAAUAGAGUUAAAGGCUCGUUUAGUUGCAAUCGCUUGGAGAUUGAUUGGAAAUUGGAUCCUUUCUAGUUUGAAAUGCAUCAUGUGCUGCCAUAUUCAUUCAAAAUGUGGUUAAUUUGUAGUCUAUUCAAUAUUUAUGGAAGCCAAAAUAUUGUAUAAGAUGUGUAUAAUGUGAUUUUUCACACAGAGAUGAUUAUUAUAUACAUGUUAAAAAAAAAGAGAAUCAUUUUACGCUUGCCAAUCGUAGCGUUGGAAAGCAAAGAGCUUGUGCCUAUAUGAGGGUCAGUGAAAUGUACUAUUUCUGUUUUCUUAAUGGAUGAGAAGUGUGUGUAUUUGGAAUGCA